AAGUAUGACGAAGAUUUCAAAUUUUUAAUUGUUUUCUUUUAGGUGUGUUUUUGGUACACUUUGCCGGCCUCACCCUAAUAAUAUUUCUACUCCAAAUAUACAUGUAGCUCGAGAUUUCGAAAAAUCAAUUGACAUUUAGCUACGGCAGACGACAGUAGAGUAGAUAGAUGAGUCUACUAGUGUAGCGUAGUAGACUUUGACCACACUUAUUUAUAAAUACUGUUGUUACCUACGUAUUUUAUCAAUUUGAAAAGUAACAUAUUGACAAUUACCAAAUAAAUAUGGCAUUAAGAGGAAUAAAAGUGAUAGAAAUGAUAGGAUUAGCUCCAGGUCCUUUUUGUGGUUCUAUACUGGCAGAUUUUGGUGCAACGGUUACUGUGGUCCAAAAGUUAGAUCCAUCUCCUGUAGACCUGAUGUCAAAUGGAAAAAGAACAAUUUCCAUCAAUUUAAAACAAAAAGAAGGAGUCAAAAUAUUAAAGAAACUGUGUGCUAAUUCCGAUGUCCUGUUAGAUACCUAUAGACCUGGUGUUCUUGAAAAUCUGGGACUAGGUCCUGACAUACUGUUAAAAGAAAAUACUAAAUUAAUAUAUGCUCGACUAACAGGAUAUGGUCAAAAUGGUUACUUUAGUAGUAAGGCAGGACAUGAUAUAAAUUAUGUUGCUAUGUCUGGAGUACUUUCUAAGCUUACCAGAAAUGGAAAACCUCCACAGCCACCGAUAAAUAUUAUAGCUGAUUUUGCUGGUGGAAGUGUUCUCUGCGUUCUUGGAAUCCUCCUGGCAUUACUAGAAAGAACUAAGUCAGGAAAAGGUCAAGUCAUAGAUGCGAGUAUGACAGAAGGUGCUGCAUAUGUAGCAUCAUGGCUGUUUAAAUCACAUAACACAAAUUUGUUUAGUGGAGACCCGGGUACAAAUUUAAUUGACGGUGGCUAUCCCUUUUACACAAGUUAUAAAACCAAAGAUAAUAAAUUUAUGGCCGUUGGUGCACUGGAACCAAAAUUUUAUUCUGAUUUUCUAAAAGGAUUAAAUUUAUCUGCAGAUAUGUAUACACAGGGUGAUGUGGAUAUCUGCAAAAAGAAGUUUGAAGAAGUUUUCUUAACAAAGACACAAGAGGAAUGGUGUGCAAUUUUUGAAAAUUUAGAUGCUUGCGUAACUCCAGUGUUGAGUAUGGAUGAGGUUGACACCCAUAUUUGUAACUCAUCAAGAAAAUCAUUUUAUAAAAAUGAAAAUAAUUUCAAUCAGCCAGAGCCUGCUCCUAAGUUAUCUGCCACACCUGGUGUAGCAAGUGGUAAACAAAUAUUACCCAAACAUGGAGAACAUACAAUGACAAUAUUGAGAGAAUUAGGAUACACAAAUUUAAAAAUACAAGAGCUUAUUAAAAAUAAUUGUAUAUAUGCUCAUACCAAUUCACAUUUAUAAUUAAUAAUCAUUAUUCUAUCGAUUCAUUAAUAUAAUGUUCAAUCUUCAACAAAUUUGGUGCUAAUUCGGGUGAUAGACUAUUAUUAAGAAAUAGGUAAUGGUUUUUUAUCAACUUAAUUAUUUUUAAAAUAUUUUUUAAAUCAAAAAUGAUAUGGUUUUUUUGAAAAUGAUAAGUAUUGAAUAAUACAAGUUUAUCUUUGUUUACAUGGUUUAACCUCUUUUGAGCAAUAUGAAUGAUGAAUUUUAUAAAUGAUUCAAAAUCCAUACCAAAGACAGAAUUUAAUAUAAGUUGACAUUGGGAUGUGAAUUCUGGGGUUUCUCUAAACUCUUCAAUUUCAUGUUCAACUGAAUUUAAAUUUCUUUGUAAAGAUCUCCAUACAAUCUCAAUAUUACUUGCAUUAACAAAAUUAUGGUUUAUUGAAAUAGUAUCUAUUUCGUUAGAUACUUGAUGGUGCCAUCCAGAAGGAACGAAAAUUCCAUCAUCUUUUUCUUGAAUAACUUCAAAAUAUCUUAUAUUCUCAUACUGUUCAGGAUUAAAAAGUAAAGGUAAAUUUCCCAAA
Molecule: messenger RNA, 1975 nt
Organism: Melitaea cinxia (Glanville fritillary)
Lineage: Eukaryota; Metazoa; Arthropoda; Insecta; Lepidoptera; Nymphalidae
Gene: Amacr
Product: alpha-methylacyl-CoA racemase
Exons: 2
Coding region: 282-1415 (377 amino acids)
Biological process (GO): bile acid metabolic process
Cellular component (GO): mitochondrion
Molecular function (GO): alpha-methylacyl-CoA racemase activity
Source: RefSeq, a predicted model, not a curated record